Molecule: messenger RNA, 1618 nt
Organism: Clarias gariepinus (North African catfish)
Lineage: Eukaryota; Metazoa; Chordata; Actinopteri; Siluriformes; Clariidae
Gene: wdr12
Product: WD repeat domain 12
Exons: 13
Coding region: 122-1390 (422 amino acids)
Biological process (GO): ribosome biogenesis; maturation of 5.8S rRNA from tricistronic rRNA transcript (SSU-rRNA, 5.8S rRNA, LSU-rRNA); maturation of LSU-rRNA from tricistronic rRNA transcript (SSU-rRNA, 5.8S rRNA, LSU-rRNA)
Cellular component (GO): PeBoW complex; preribosome, large subunit precursor
Molecular function (GO): protein binding
Source: RefSeq, a predicted model, not a curated record
UAGGUCUGGUUCCACACUCAGCACAUGGUUACCGGAGUCUCCACCACCACACUCACAACUACAUGGGAUUAUUUACUCAUUUAAUUAAGUAACUGCGCGGUCCUUUUGUAGAAAAACAACAAUGUCACAAGUUCAGGCGAGGUUUUUCACUGAAAACAAAAAAUUCGCAGUAGACGAUGUGCCUUUCUCCAUCCCGGCUGCCUCUGAGGUCACACACCUGAGCGAUGUGAUUAACAAACUUUUGGAGGCCAAGAACGCGGAUCACAAACAUGUGGAGUUUGACUUCCUGGUCCGAAGCCAGUUCCUGCGCUCUCCACUGGACACUCACAUGGAGGCGGAGAACAUCUCGACGGAAGAAGUCGUAGAGAUCGAGUAUGUGGAGAAGUUCAACGCGCCGCAGCCGGAGGAGUGCAUCAUGCACGACGACUGGAUCAGCUCAGUCGAAGCAGACUCCGAAUGGAUCCUUACAGGGUCGUACGAUAAGACAGCGCGGAUCUGGUCUCUGGAAGGGAAGGCGAUGAUGACCAUCGCUGGACACACAGAAGUGGUGAAGGAUGUGGCCUGGAUAAAAAGAGAAGGAUUAACUUCACUGCUGCUGACCGCAUCGAUGGACCAAACGGUGCUGCUGUGGGAGUGGAACACCGAGAAGAACAAGCUGAAGGCCCGUCACUGCUGCCGUGGACAUGCCGGGAGUGUGGAGACCAUCAGCGUCGACCCUACGCGCACUAAGUUUUGCAGCGGAUCCUGGGACAAAAUGCUGAAGCUCUGGUCAGCAGUUCCUACAGAAGAGGAGGACGAGGUGGAGGAACCCAACAGGCCACGGAAAAAACAGAAAACUGAGCAGCUCGGUCUGACCAAAACUCCUGUGAUGACUCUGUCUGGCCACACGGAGGCAGUCUCGAGUGUCCUAUGGACAGAUACGGAGGAGUUGUGCAGCGCGUCGUGGGACCACACCAUACGACUUUGGGACGCUGAGACGGGAGAGCAGAAAAGCACACUGACGGGGAGUAAGGUGUUUAACUGCAUCACAUACUCGCCGCUGUGUCGUCGUCUGGCCUCAGGGAGCACCGACAGGCACGUCCGUCUGUGGGACCCGCGCUCGAAAGAUGGCUCUCUGGUCCUGCUGUCUCUGACGUCACACACGGGUUGGGUAACAGCAGUCAGGUGGUCUCCCUCCCACGAGCAGCAGCUCAUCUCCGGCUCACUGGACAACCUGGUCAAACUUUGGGACACGAGAAGCUGUAAGGCUCCUCUGUACGAUCUGGCGGCUCACGAGGACAAAGUGCUGUGUGCUGAUUGGACAGACAGCGGGCUGAUUUUAAGUGGAGGCGCCGACAACAAGCUGUACACGUACAGAUACUCGGGGUGUGUGACUGACGCCGGGGCGUAACGAUCACUCCCACGCGAGCUACUUCACUCCCCGGCACAUGAACUCGCACCAGAGCCCUGCGGCUCGCUGUGUGAAUAAAGCGUCUCUCGUCCUCUAAGCUGGACUCCCUUUUAUUGCUCCUGUUUAUCCACAAUUUAAUGCUCAUCUGUUCGUCCAUUUUCUUCUGUAUUCGAAUUAAAUGUAAAGAAGCCCUUGGCUGAUUUAAUACAGAUUUACUGCCACCUCAAA